ACCUUGCUGAGGAUUGGGCAGCAGCCUCUAGCACUGUUUUCCUUUACUGCGCCUCUGCAUUAUAUGCCACGGCCCACGAGGGUACCCUUUUUAUGUACUUUGACCCCAUACAUCCACACAUUCAUGUGGAAUACUAUGUUUUGACCUGUUCGCUUUCUGCUAUUAAUUCCCCUGCACUCGGUUUCCAAAAUAGUCUGGAAAGGAAAGUGGAAGUAAAGCGUCGUGAAACCGAAAGCAUAGAAGGUAAAAAAAAAAAAAAGUCUUCCGUGAAGAUGGAAGUGGAUCGGUACUUGUCGCGGAUCGGGUUUGAAGGCCCUUCAGGUGUGCCCAGCCUGGAGCUGCUUCGCUCGGUUCACACCUGUCACCUGCUGUCGGUGCCAUUUGAAGACCUGACGGUGCACAGCGGUGGACAGGUCAAGCUGGACCUUCCGGUCCUCUACGACAAGGUUGUGAACCAGCGCAGGGGUGGCUUUUGCUUUGAGAAUAACUCGUUGUUCUACUGGCUGCUGACCCAGCUGGGCUUCCAGGUCACUGUGCUCUCAGGUCAGGUGAAGAACUCCAUAACUAGUUGCUACGGGCCCCCGUUUGACCAUUUGAUCAUAAUGGUCAACCUCGAAGGGAAACGGUGGCUGUGUGAUGUCGGUUUCGGCGCUGCUGGUUUUAGUGCCCCGCUUUCGUUGGAUACUUGUGGUCCUCAGGAGCAGGGCCACAGAGUUUACCGUCUCAGAAGGAUAGACGACGUGCACUUUCUGGAGUGGCAAAAGGAGGAAAACAGAGGCGAAGAUGGGGACUGGACGGAGAUCUACAAGUUCACCCUGGAACCUCGGCGUCUGGAGGACUUCGCUGAGAUGUGCCAGUAUCACCAGAGCUCUCCUAGCUCCAUCUUCUUCUGCAAGUCCCUCUGCACAGUGUUGAGACCCGGCGGGAGGGUGUCUUACAUUGGCCGCAGGCUGAUCACCACCAGAUUCCCAUCUGAAGCAACGGGAGGUGGGCUAGAAACCACAACCAGGGAACUUGAAGAUGAAGAAAUUCCGGCUGUUCUGGCAGAAAACUUUGGAAUUGUGCUUCAGUCUCCACUUAUUCCAAAGGAUGACACAAUUACUCCACCCCCAGUUGUAUACUGAUUUAUGGAUGUCAUAACUUUUAAGGCAAAAUAUACAACUACUGCAAUUUCUGGUGCACCGAUGAGGUGCUUCCGGUUGUUACCAAUUUUUUUGAUUUUGAUAAUUGUUUUUUAAUUUUAAAAAAACUAGAUAGCAAAAAAUACUAAAAUGUAUACAAGGGUAAUUGACCUAGGAAAUUAUUUUUAAUUGACCAGAAUAGAAAGAUAAUAAUCUUAGAUUAGGUUUUGAGUAUUUGACCUGGCAAUGACCAAUUAACUGAGUGAAAAAUGGAAGAAAUUGUGAUUACAGCUGUAACAUUUGGUAAGUAAUUUCAAUUCAAUAAGGUUUUACAUUUUUGUAAUUUAAUGAUUAGGAUGCAUAAAAUUAUGCAUCCUAAUUUUA
Xiphophorus hellerii (green swordtail) is the source of this 1505-nucleotide messenger RNA. Its product is annotated as arylamine N-acetyltransferase 2-like. The coding region runs from base 93 to 1124 and encodes 343 amino acids. The record is from RefSeq and is a predicted model, not a curated record. The transcript has a single exon. NCBI's taxonomy places the organism in Eukaryota, Metazoa, Chordata, Actinopteri, Cyprinodontiformes, Poeciliidae. Gene Ontology annotation, molecular function: arylamine N-acetyltransferase activity.